UUGAAGUGCUUUGGGGACUGGCAAGUCAGAAACAUCUCCGCCUUCUCCGCUUCCAUGAAAGUAGCGAAAGAUAGCUCUAUGGUCAGAGCAGAGUGGCCUUUUGCUCUCACACGACCGCCAUGCGUGAAGCUUCAUCGUCUUCCUCAGUCUUCAUUUCUAGCUCCGGCAAAGCUCUUCUCACGAACCUGUUCACCUUCACCAAUUUCGAUUCGUUUCCCGAGAAAAUCACCAUUCGCAGUUUUUAAGGGCUCGAAACGCUUUAUAGUAUCUUCAUCGCCGUCUCCCAUGAACUCUCCUCCUCCUUCGUCUUCUUCUUCGAAGGUGAAGAAGUACGAUGUGUUCAUCAGCUUCCGAGGCGAGGACGUGCGCAACAGCUUCACGAGCCACCUAUUUACGGCUCUUUGUCGCGAGAAGAUCGAGACAUAUCUGGAUAGCGAGAAGCUCCGACAAGGAAAAGAUAUCCCUCCGGCGCUCUUUGAAGCGAUCGAGGAAUCGAGGAUCGCCGUCGUGAUUUUCUCUCGGUGUUUUGCGUCCUCAAGAUGGUGUUUAGAUGAGCUUCUGAAGAUUCUCGAGUGCAAGAAGAAAAAUGGGCUGAUCGUGUUACCUGUCUUCUUCGACAUUACACCCACAAUCGUACGGCGACAGACAGCGAGCUACGCGAUGGCGUUCGCCGCACACGAGAUAUAUUACGGAAGGAAGUCGGCGGCGGCGGCGGCGAAGGUGAAGCAGUGGAGAGCUGCUUUGACGGAGGCGGCGAAUUUAUCUGGAUUCGAUUCCGACGUCAUAAGGCCUGAAUCCAAACUCACUGAGGAAAUCGUGGCUUGCAUCUUGAAGAGCCUUGGUGAUUUAUGGGUGAGUAGUCAAGAUGACUUGGUUGGUGCAGAAUCCAAUAUAAAAGCAGUGGAAAAGCUUCUCGGUACUGAGAAAGACAAUUUUCGGUGUGUGGGAAUAUGGGGAAUGGCUGGUAUUGGAAAGACAACGAUUGCUGGAGCUAUCUUUAAUCACAUCUGUGGUCGAUUCGAAGGAUGCUGCUUCUUAGCGGAUGUUAGAGAACAAUCAAAACAACGACAGCUCUUUACGUUGAGAAACGAAAUACUUCAACAGAUUCUUGAUAGGAAAGAUAUAAAUAUACAGACUCCUGACAUAGGCCAAAGGUUUCUCAGAGACCGACUCCGAAGUACAAGAGCCCUUAUAGUGCUUGACGAUGUGAGUAGCUUGAGACAACUUGAGUUUUUGGUCAAGGACAUUCGUUAUUUUCGUCCUGGAAGUAGACUUAUAGUUACAUCUCGGGACAAGGAUGUGCUUAAGCAUGGGUUUGAUGCGAUUUAUGAGGUAAAAGGAUUAGCUGACAAGGAUGCUCUUGAGCUUUUCUUUCGAUGUGCCUUGAAGGAAAAUCUUCCCUCUGAAGAUCAUCUGCGAAUUGCUAAGAGGGUUUUACAAUAUGCAAACAAAAACCCAUUAGCCCUUAAAGUCUUGGGUUCUUUUCUGUAUCAGAAAACUCUGGAGGAAUGGGAAAGUGCAUGGGGUAGACUGCAGAAUUUUCCUGACGCAGAAAUUCAGCAAAUAUUGGAAAUAAGUUGUGAAGAUCUGCCAACGGAAGAGAUGGAUAUUUUCCUUGAUAUAGCUUGUUUCUUCAACGGUGAAGAUACAAGUUUUGUCACACGUAUGCUUGAUGGUUGUGGUUUUGAUGCAAUUAUUGGAAUAAGAGCACUCAUAGAUAAGUCGCUACUAACUAUAUCCAAAAAUAGGCUGCAGAUGCAUAAUUUGAUCCAAGAAACGGGUAAAGAAAUUGUUCGUAAAAAGGCCCCUCGAGUGCCUGGAAGACGCAGCAGAUUGUGGGAUCAUGAUGAUAUCUAUGAAGUACUAACAACAAAUGAGCCAGCUGAUGCUGUCGAAUGCAUAUCCUUGAACUUGUCUGAGGUGAAAGAGAUGCAGUUAAGCGCCCGAGCAUUUGAAAAGUUGUAUAAUCUCCGAUUUCUCAAAUUUUACACUACAGAAGGCUCUGAUGAGAAAUGUAAAGUGCAUUUUCCUGAAGGCCUUAAAUUUCUACCGAACAAGCUUAGAUAUCUCCACUGGCACAGCUAUCCUCUAAAUUCAUUUCCACCAGACUUUUGUCCCGAGUUCCUUGUCAAACUCUCUAUGAGAUACAGUUCUCUUGAGCGACUGUGGGAUGGAUCCAAGGAUCUCAAUAACCUAAGGUGGAUUGAUCUUUGCUAUUCCAUGAAUCUGAAGCACAUGCCUGACUUAUCAGGAGCACCAAAGCUUGAGCAUGUAACUCUGAGGGGCUGCAGAAAACUUGUGGGCCUGGUUAGUAUCAGUUGUAAGCUAAAACAUCUUGAGCUUUUGGAUCUUUCAGGAUGCUCAAAUCUGAAAGAAUUUCCCGAAAUUUCGUGGGACAUUAAGGAACUGCUCUUGGAAGAAACUGCCAUAGAGGAGCUUCCUCCGACAAUUAGAAACUUCCACCAACUUGUUAGAUUAGACAUGAGAAACUGCAAAAUGCUCAAGAAUGCUUCAACCACCGAUUAUGAGUUAGCAUCUCUAGAAUACCUCAGUCUCUCUGGCUGCUCAAAAGUCACAAAAUUUCCAGAGAUCUCAAGGAAUUUGCAGAAGUUGCUCUUAAACGAGACCGAGAUAGAUGAGAUUCCUUCAUCAGUAAUCUUUCUCGGAAAACUAAUUCUUUUGGAUCUGCAGAAUUGCAAACGACUCGAGAGUCUUCCGAGCAGUAUAUGCAAUUUGAAGUCUCUCCAAGAGCUUAAUCUCUCUGGAUGUUCAAGCUUUCAUAGCUUCCCAGAAAUCCUUGGAACAAUGGAUGCUUUAAGUUGUCUCAAUUUGAAUGGAGCAGCCAUCAAGGAGCUACCUUCAUCAGUUGAGCAUUUAAGUGUGCUUUCUUCCUUGGACCUUGGGAACUGUAAAAAUCUGGUCAGUCUUCCAGAUGAAGUUUGCAAGUUGAAGUUCCUUAAAGAUCUUAAUCUCUCUGGAUGCUUAGGGCUUGAGAACUUGCCGAAGUGCUCAGGUAUUAUGCCAUUGAGGAAGUUGAGAGCAAAUAGAUGCAACAGUCAAGUUAUUGGCUUUCUAUCCGAGAACUUAUUCUCAUUAGAAACUCUGGAUCUAAGUGAGUGUGGUUUGUUAGAGUUUCCAGACAUCUUGACUCUUUUGACAUCCUUGGUGGAAGUUGAUAUCAGCAAAAACGAUUUUGAGAAAGUGCCUCCCAGCAUUAUUCGGCUCACUGUUCUACAAAAUCUUGAUAUAAGCUAUUGUGACAGGCUUCACUCCUUACCAGAGCUUCCAAGUUCAGUAAGUAAAUUAGUUGCACAUAACUGCUCAUCACUCGAGGUAAUAUUGAGAAAUAAUGGUACUGAGAAUCGGAAGGUUUACUAUUCGUACCAUCUGGAGACCUUUGUUUUCACAAACUGCUAUAAACUCAAUCAAGAUGCAAAACAUAUGAUCUUGCAAUAUGCGGAACGAAGAAUCCAUACUUUGACGUCAUAUGUGGGGUUGACGUUGAAUCUAUUAGGCUGUACAUCAGACUAUGCAUGGAUGCCUGAUGAAAAAAUAAGAUGCAUUUUAUCUACAAGGCACGAAUGCAAAGACUUUGGCGAAGCAUUGGGAGGACUUUACCAAGUUCUCUUUAAUGAAGAUCCUUUGGCAGUGGAAAGUCGUUUAACGAUACUGAUCCAAGUUGUAUUUACCAUUCUUAGUCGGUGUGAGCUUGACUUUCAAGGACAAUUACGGUUUGUUACGUGGCUUGCAGCUCUCUUUCUGUCUUACCUUGAUAAGCCUUCAACCAACUUCUGUUUUCCAGGAUCCAAUCUCCCAGAAUGGUUGAAGUUUCAAAAUGUCGGUUCCCAUAUUACCAUGACUUUUGAACCUAGUAAACCGUCAGAUGUUCAUAGUCAGUUUGUGGGGUUUGCUGUUUGUGUUGCCAUUGAAUUUGGAAAUUACAAUGAAGACAAUGGUUUCAGUGUCAAAUGCAAAUAUCAUCUCCAGACUGAAGAACUUGGUUCAUAUGAUGGAGUUUUCUACUUGAGGGGCUGGGGUGGUCAACAGAGUAAACCCAUACGGGUAGAAGGGGAUCAUCUGUUCUUGGGUUGUGACUUUUCUCUAAUCUUUGAAGCAUCUAGAGGAAUGCUAAGAUAUUCUAACAAUCUUCGUGAAGUUUCAUUUGAGUUCUUUGCGGUUGAUGGGGAUGACAAUCCAUUAAAGUGCUGCAGCGUGACAAAGUGCGGAAUGCUCCCUCUCUAUUUCCGUGACAUGAUUCCAUCAGAAAAGGAAACCUUGGACAGAGAUGACAAUAGCAAGGGACGCGAGGACUCCAGAGGUUAUGAUACUUUACUGCUGAGCAUUCUCAAGCGCUACCUUUAUUCUUCAUAUGAAUUUGUUCACGAUCAAAAGAAUGGGAGUAUUUAUCUUGCGCAUAUGCACUAUUUUGUGGGUGAAAAAAUAUUUGCCCGCUCAAUCGGACCCGCCGUUUCAGACAGAGAACAUUUCUCACGUGCUGAGUACAUGGAGAAGUUUUUGACUUCCCUGCACGCGUCGGACAGGAUCGACCAAUUCAAGGAUCAAAGGGUGAGGGACACGCACGGUGUCGUGGAUAAAGAUGUGAAAACUAUAAACUGGUGGAUGCUCCUAUUAUGUGUUAUUGGCAUUUUUGGACUUUCAUGGUGUUUCAUCCACGGUUGGACGGACCUUCUACUCGAACAGUAAGCUGUUGUGAACUGAUGAAACAGCUUCAAAUCUCCAUCCAGGUACCCCUUUGGUCGUCCUUGUUCGCCGUAUUGAACCAGAGAAGAAGAUUUAUUACCGUACCUAGAAGAACAUGGUCGCGCCACAGAUUUGUUACUGAAUCAUAGAUAAAUGCAAUGUGUUGAAGCAUGAUAUAUGAAAUGACUAAUGAAUAUAUAAGAACAAACUUUGUUCUUCAA
This is a messenger RNA of Tarenaya hassleriana, 4922 nucleotides long. RefSeq names its product TMV resistance protein N-like. Gene Ontology annotation, biological process: defense response; signal transduction. Gene Ontology annotation, molecular function: ATP hydrolysis activity; protein binding; ADP binding. The record is from RefSeq and is a predicted model, not a curated record. NCBI's taxonomy places the organism in Eukaryota, Viridiplantae, Streptophyta, Magnoliopsida, Brassicales, Cleomaceae. The transcript is spliced from 10 exons. Bases 55 to 4704 code for a protein of 1549 amino acids.